This is a messenger RNA of Perkinsus marinus ATCC 50983, 615 nucleotides long. Its product is annotated as amino acid transporter, putative. Gene Ontology annotation, biological process: amino acid transmembrane transport. The record is from RefSeq and is a predicted model, not a curated record. Gene Ontology annotation, molecular function: amino acid transmembrane transporter activity. The transcript has 3 exons. NCBI's taxonomy places the organism in Eukaryota, Perkinsozoa, Perkinsida, Perkinsidae. Bases 1 to 615 code for a protein of 204 amino acids.
AUGGUGGUCCUUCCUCCCCAAAGGCUCGAUCAAAGCUUACUGGUGUCCGUAGACACUUCUUAUCAACUAGAAAAGAAGCCCGAGAGGUUAUUCAGUCCUGGUUCCUUCCUAUCCACUACUCUGUUGUUGGUAGUAGCUGCUUUGGGGGCUGGUGCACUAUCCCUACCCUAUGCCAUGCUAGGCAGUGGGCUCUUGGUUGGUAUCCUAUGCUUCGUCAUUUGUGCAUGCAUUGCUGUUACCAGCAAUCUGAUCCUCUUUACUGCUGUCACUAAGACCGGUCUACACACCUAUGGUGCUGUCGUCGAUUGGGCAUUGGUCCGUCUUGGCUUCAAGAAGGCGGAUUUACUAGCAGCAGUAGGGCAGCAGGCUGAGGGGAAUGCUCCCUAUUACUCUAUAUCCCCUUUGGGGGUCUCUCCUCGACUUGCCUUCUUCGAGCUUUGGGCCUUCGUUUACUGCGUGAUGACCUGCGUGAGCUAUCUUGUAUUCCUCGGAGACUUCAUUCCUUCUAUCACUGGGUAUUAUUUACAAGGAAUAGAUCCAGAAGUGUUCCGUAAAUUCUGUAUUGUGGCCUGUGCAUAUUUGGCCAUUUACCCUAUGUCGGUAUCAAAAAGGUGA